This is a messenger RNA of Arthroderma uncinatum, 1038 nucleotides long. RefSeq lists its product as uncharacterized. Gene Ontology annotation, cellular component: cytoplasm. The transcript has a single exon. The record is from RefSeq and is a predicted model, not a curated record. Lineage: Eukaryota; Fungi; Ascomycota; Eurotiomycetes; Onygenales; Arthrodermataceae. Bases 1 to 1038 code for a protein of 345 amino acids.
AUGAUAGUGAUCGGAGAGCCAGAGGUGGCGGCGAUGCUGCAGGGCCUGACGCUGGAGGAGUGCCGCGGGCUGCUGCAGGCCCUCUGGCGCAGUCUGGCGGCGUACUCCAGCGCCGACGGCAGCGUCCACCAGCCAAUGCGCGAGCAGAUCGUCACCGCGACCAACACCACGCUCUUCAUGCCAGCUUCCGACACGACCACGACCACCGGCGUCAAGGUCGUCACCCUGCCCGGCUGCGGCGGCCCGCCAGCUGGUGCCCUCGCCCUCUUCUCGCCCGCCGGCCAGCUCGAGGGCCUCCUCAGCGCCGAGACGAUCACCGCGUUUCGCACCGCCCUGGCCACCAUGAUCCCGUUUCACCUGUUCGCUACCAACAGCACUACCAACGGCGGUAACGGCGCCAGGCUAGUGGUGUUCGGCGCGGGCAGACAGGCCGAAUGGCACAUACGGCUAGCCCUGGCCUUAGCUCCCAUCUCCAGGGUCACGGUGGUCAACCGGGGACGGGCGGGCCUGGGAAAGCUGCAGGCCAGCCUCGAGACAGUCACCCGUCCAGAUGUUACAUUCGUCUACAUGUCUAGAGAAGAAGAAGGACGGCUGCAGGCUGCCGUGUCAGAAGCCGACGCCAUCUUCUGCUGUACCCCGUCCACCGAGCCGCUGUUCCCCCAUUCCUAUCUCCGUGGGGAAGGAGAAAAAGAAGAAAAAGAAGAAAAAGAAGCUGGGAGAAGGCGGUUUGUCUCCCUGAUAGGCUCGUACCGCCCACACAUGCACGAGGUCGACGCGGACACGUUGCUCUCGGGGCAGACGCUGCUAGUCGACUCCAGGCAGGCCUGUAUGGCGGAGGCGGGCGAGCUCAUCUCUGCGCGGGUCGACGAGCGCCAGCUGACGGAGAUUGGUCAAUUGCUGGCCUCCCCUGCCCUCUUCCCUCCUGCCGGCAACGUCGUCUUCAAGUGUGUGGGCAUGGGCAUCAUGGAUCUCGCGGUUGGGAGGGAGCUGCUCUGCCUUGCCGGUCGUAACGGGGUGGGCGUCUCCGUCGGCUUCUGA